AUGCUGAAAUUACUUCUGAUAUGUCUGUUCCUAAGUCUCAGCUGCACGCGAAUCGCCAUUUUUGCCAAUUGUGAAUACGUUAGGGAGUUAAGUGUGUCGGAAAAUGUCCCGAUCGGGUCUCAAAUCGGCUUUAUCAGUAAAAGUAGCAGUAGUAGUAAUGUAGACGAUGCCAUGUUAGCACCACCGUUUCUCAUUGUGCCCGUACCCGGCAGCGAAGGGUAUGUCGAUGCUGAUCUGGCAAUCGAUCACAAAACAGGAGAAAUUCGUACAAAACGAGCUCUUGAUCGAGAAACACGAGCUUCGUACGUUUUCGUUGCCAUCCCCCUAAAUGGCGAACACAUCCGAGUAAUUAUCAAGGUCUUGGAUGAAAAUGACAAUGCUCCGACAUUUCCCGUGCCUGUCAUGAACAUCGAGUUUCCCGAAAACACGCCGAAAGACGUGAAACGAACUCUGAAUCCCGCACGUGACUUAGAUCUGGGAGCUUUUAACACACAAAAGUACAACAUCAUCUCCGGUAACCUCAAUAACGCCUUCAAACUGGCGUAUCAUCGUGAGCGUGACAGUGUCCUCUAUUUGGAUCUGCAAAUAAACGGGUUGCUUGACAGGGAAAUUACCUCGUCGUAUACACUCGUCGUUGAAGCACUCGACGGAGGAAGUCCUCCCCUCAGGGGACAAAUGAUCGUUAACAUUACCAUCUUGGAUGUCAACGAUAAUCAACCGAUUUUUAAUCAAAGUCGAUAUUUCGCAACUGUACUCGAAAAUGCGACAGUUCAUUCGAGCGUGCUGCAAGUUUAUGCGACAGACAUUGACGACGGCGACAACGGCAAAGUCGAGUAUUACAUUAAUAGGCGACAAAGCGAUCGCGACUCCAUGUUCCGAAUCGACUCGAAAACCGGUUUAAUACUUGUCAACAAACCGCUCGACUUUGAAACAAAGGAAUUGCAUGAACUUGUUAUCGUGGCAAAAGACAAUGGAGACUUACCGCUUGAAACGACAGCUUUUGUGACGAUACGAGUACUGAACAUAAACGACAAUCAACCAGUUAUUGACGUGAUAUUCCUCAGCGAUGACGCAACGCCCAAAAUUUCCGAGGAUGCUCAACCGGGGGAAUUCGUAGCUCGUAUCUCCGUAAACGAUCCUGAUUCUAAAACGAAAUAUUCGAACGUUAAUGUUUCCCUAUCCGGAGGCGAAGGACAUUUUGGACUUACAACUCGUGAUAACAUCAUAUAUUUAAUGAUCGUUUCGCUACCUUUGGAUCGCGAACUUAAAGCAAAUUACACGUUAAACGUUGUAGCAACAGAUACAGGAGCUCCGCCAUUACAUGCCUCGAAAACUAUUUACUUACGGAUCACUGAUAUCAAUGACAAUCCUCCGCUUUUCGAGAAACAAAUCUACCAUGCGAACAUCAUGGAAGUGGCUGAUCCGGGAACUUCUGUUAUACAAGUGACAGCUAUCGAUAAAGAUGAGGGAAAUAAUUCUGUUAUUUCAUAUUCCUUACGUGAUACGCCCGAAACUCAUUCACAAUGGUUCCAAAUUGACAAAUUUUCCGGUUUGAUAACUACUCAAACGCAUAUCGAUUGUGAAACGGAGCCUGUACCAAAAUUAACGAUAUUAGCAACAGACAAUGGCGUUCCUCCUCUAUCUUCAACGGCGACAGUUCUCGUUACUAUUCACGACAUUAACGACAACGAGCCGCUUUUUGAUCAAAGCUUCUAUAAUGUUUCCGUAGCUGAGAACGAAAUGAAAGGAUCUUGCAUUCUAACAGUUUCGGCGACAGAUUCUGAUUGCGGCGUAAAUGCCAUGGUGAAUUACACAAUUGGAGAUCGCUUUAAAAAGUUGAAUCAAUUCGUCAUUAAAGCAGAUACUGGCGAAAUUUGUAUCGAAAAUGAGCUCGAUUAUGAAACGCGGAGUUCAUAUGAGUUUCCUGUUAUUGCUACAGAUCGAGGAGGUCUCAGUACAACCGCAGUAGUUAAAAUUUUGCUCACUGAUGUCAAUGAUAAUGUACCUGUCUUUUAUCCGCGCGAGUAUAAUGUCUCGUUGCGCGAAACGGAUGCUUAUGAAGCGACAUCUACCCCAAUUGUUCAAGUCGUUGCCAAAGAUAUCGACUUUGGAAAGUUUGGUCACGUGACUUAUCGUAUCGUAAGCGGCAAUGAAGCUGGCAUUUUUAGGUUAGAUCCACAAAGCGGACAACUGUUUGUGACAAAACCGAAUGUUUUGGCGAAUAAUGGAAUGACUUUUUAUCAUUUGAAUGUCACAGCGAUCGAUGGCGGGGAUUUACAGUCAAAAACAAAUGCGGAAAUUUACAUUAGCUUAAUCGACUCGGCUCAAAGACCUCCGAUUUUCGAUAAAACGCAGUACAGUUACCAAGUUAAAGAGAAUGCCAAGUACAAUACGAUGGUUGGAUCAAUUACAGCUACGAAUUUUGGCAGUAAAAAUGACAUUCGUUACUCAAUUUAUUCCGGAGAUCCUGACAGUUAUUUUUCCAUCGAUCCUCUUUCAGGCUUUAUUCGUGUCGCAAACCCCUUGGAUCAUGAAACAAAGCCUCAAGUCUUGCUAAAUAUUCAAGCGACGAGCGGAGAUCCUCCCGCUUAUGGGCAUACUCAAGUCAACAUCGAUAUCGAAGAUGUAAAUGACAAUCCCCCGGAAUUUGAGUCGAAUUCUAUUAGAAUUUCCAUUCCUGAGAACACAGAUUUGGGAGUUCCAAUUUAUGCAGCUCAUGCUCGAGAUAAAGAUUCGGGAAAAAGUGGCGUUGUUUCGUAUUAUCUCGUAAAUUUUGAGAAUUCAACAAAAAUGGCGCAAAAACAACCGAGCGCCCUCUUUAGUAUAGAUCCCAAAACUGGAUCACUGACACUUUUGAGACAUUUGGAUUAUGAAACGUCACAAAAGCACGCGUUAAUUGUGAAAGCUGUUGAUUUGGGAGAUCCUCCAUUGUCUACAAAUCUCACAGUUUACGUGGAUGUUCAAGAUGUCAACGAUAACAAACCGAUUUUCACGAGAUCGCAAUAUCACGUGAACGUAUCGGAAGAAACUAGCAUCAAUAGUCGCAUUUUACAAGUUGAAGCAAUCGAUUAUGAUACGGGAAAUAACGCCAGAAUUACAUAUCGCAUCGAUAAUAUUCGCACGAAGGAACAAACUUCAAUGAUUCCUGACGAAGCAAAUUUACUUUUUGGAAUUUUUCCUAAUAAUGGAUGGCUUUAUUUGCGAGGAACGCUUGACAGGGAGUUUUGUGACUUUUUUAACAUCACAGUACUUGCGAGUGAUAACGGAACUCCCAUUUUUACGACAAAAGCGAAUAUAAUUCUGAAUGUUCAAGAUGCCAACGAUAAUAGUCCUGAAUUUUUGAACGAAAGUUACGAGUUUGAGAUUCAAGAAAAUAUGCCAAAGGGAACGAGAGUUGGAUUUGUUAGAGCAAGCGAUAAGGAUAUUGGACAAAAUGCUGCAAUAAGAUACAGUUUGAUACCGAGUAAUAGCAGUUUUCAAAUUGAUCAUGCAACAGGCGAAAUCACAAUCCGCGAAUCCCUCGAUCGCGAGCUCCGCGCAACUUACGAAAUAACCGCUGAAGCUCGUGACUAUGGCAUCCCUCAACGAAGUGCUCGUGUUCCCGUUCGCAUUAUCGUUCAAGAUGUCAACGACAACUCUCCCGAUAUCGUUGAUCCGCAAGACGACGUCAUCGUUGUUCGUGAAGGACAAGCUAUUGGCACAGAAGUUGUAAAAGUUCGCGCUGUCGAUCGCGAUAACGGCGAAAAUGCAACCAUAAAAUACUCAAUAAUUCGCGGAAGAGACUCUGAUGGCAUCAACACGUUCAGCAUCGACACCAUAACGGGCUUGAUAAAAACGAAAAAAGUCUUGGAUCACGAGGAAAAACACAUUUAUCGUCUCGCCGUGGCAGCAACUGACAACGGAAACCCGUCAAAACAAAAAGUUCGCGUUUUACGGAUCGAAGUUUUGGAUUUGCAUGACAAUCGCCCGACUUUUACGAGUUCAAGUGUGGUUUUUCGCGUACGAGAAGAUGUCGCAGUUGGUCAUGUCGUUGGAACACUGAUGAAUAAUCCGAGUUUUAAUGAUGUCGAUACCGAAGAUUUGGAUGUAACGUACACUUUGACGCCUUUAACGAACGAUACCAUCAAAGAUGCCUUCGAAAUUGACUAUCAUUCGGGAUCGUUGGUUGUUGCAAAAGCCUUGGAUCGUGAAUUGCAACACGAAUUCAAGUUAGAAGUGCGUUCGUUGGACAUUACAACAUCAAAUAACCCUCAAAGCUCCGCAAUUACGGUAAAAAUCGAAGUUGCUGACGUCAAUGACAACGCUCCGGUAUGGAAUUUGGACCCAAUUGAGAUAAAAAUCGCGGAAAAUACGAAAAUUGGCACGAGUUUGUACAACUUUAGUGCAUCAGAUGCGGAUUCUGGCAGAAAUGGCGAAGUUCAUUACGAACUUUUACGCGUUUUGCCUUCGAUCGACGAUGAAAUCUUCACCAUAGACCCUCUAACAGGCGUCAUGCACUUGACAAAACCUUUGGAUUAUGAAAUUUGCACCGAAUAUCUCAUCACAGUACAAGCCAUCGAUCAAUCCUCGAACAUUAGUGAACGUUUACGCUCCUCUGUGACAGUCCAGCUCUUCGUUCAAGACAUCAACGACAACGCUCCCGUAUUUGUGCAUCCCUCAGGCAGUAAUGUAACUGUUCAUUUGAGUGACGAAGUGCAAAUUGGUCACGUGGUUACCCAUAUUCUCGCUUCCGAUGCCGAUUCUGAAGACAAUGGGAAAGUAACUUACGCUUUGGUUGCUGGAAAUGAAGAAGAAUAUUUCAAAUUAGAUGCGAAAAGUGGCGUUUUGACUCUCGUAAAGCCCUUGCGAAGCAUCAAAAAGUUCGAAUAUGACUCAACUUUGACGAAUAUUCACACGAGAAUCGCAAAACACAAUAAUAACUUUGAAAUUUCGAAUUUUAAUCUUCAAGUCGUGGCGAAAGACAAUGGAAGACCAACGAAAAGUGCAAAAAUGGACUUACGCAUCGUCGUUUUCGGGUCCCAAAACAUGCCUCCGCGCUUUUUGGACCCAAUUUAUUACGCAAAUAUAUCCGAAAGUGCGGGAAUUGGCAGUUUUGUCGUACGGGUGAACGCUAAAUCGUACAUUGGGGGUGACGCCGAGAACAUUACUUACUCAAUUCCGAAGGGAGUGGUCGAUGAUGCUUUUGUAAUCGAUCCUGUGCGAGGAAUUAUCACAACAGCCAAACUUUUGGAUCGAGAAUCGCGCGAUUUGUACUUGAUUCCUGUGUAUGCGCAAGAAUUUCGUUCCUUUGAGUCGUCGCAAAUGAACUACGGGAUAUCCACAGUUGUGGUUCGUGUCAUGGAUGUCAACGAUCACAAACCAAUUUUCGGUCAAGAGUCGUGCAACACACUUCUGGUGCCCGAAAAUCAUGAAACAGGCAUAAUUCACACAGUUUUGGCCUUUGACCUUGACUCCGGCGUGAAUUCUGAGAUAACGUAUUCGAUCACGGGAGGAAAUGUCGGCAAUAAAUUCAACAUCAACUCUUAUACGGGAGAACUUACCGUCAAACCAUUGGAUCGGGAGCAACAAUCGAAGUAUGUGCUUCAAAUAACGGCUCAGGAUCGCGGAACGCCCGUCAUGUAUCAAAAUACGUGCAAUUUAACGAUCAUCGUGGAAGAUUUGAACGACAAUACCCCGCGAUUUGAGAAGCCCAGCUACAGUGUAACCGUUUCCGAGGGCGUUGGCAUCGGUCAUGUCGUUCUCGUUGUGAAAGCGCAAGAUGCUGACAGCGGAAAUAAUGGUCGAGUGUAUUACAGCGUUCAAAAUGAGACUGAUUCGAUGUUCCAAAUCGACAGCAAAACAGGCGUUAUAACAACAACGGGCUUUUUGGACCGAGAAGUCAAGCAAUUUUACGAAUUAAUUGUCGUCGCAACAGAUGGCGGCAAGUCUACAGCCCGUUCCGAGCGAGUUUCAGUCCAAAUAACGUUAGAUGACGUCAACGACAAUGCUCCAAUGUUCAAAGAUUACCCUUUUCGUAGCAGAAUUAGUCAUUUGGUGCAACCAGGACAAGUUUUGCUGAACGUUGAGGCACGAGAUGGAGACGCCGGUAUCAAUGGCGACAUCAUUUACGAGCUAAUUUCGACAAAAUCCAGCAAUAAGUUCAAAAUUGAUCUUAAUACGGGAGUUUUGACGGCAACACAAUCGUUAGUAAGUGAGAACGGAAAGACAGUUUACUUGGAAGUCAUGGCGAAAGACAAAGGAUCUCCCGGAAAAACGUCUUUUGGAUUAAUUGAACUCAAUAUUGGCGAUGAUUUCGAUCGUCAUCCACGUUUAAAGUUCCAAAAUGACACGUAUUUCAUGAAUUUCAACGGAAAAGUCGCGGAAGGUGUGCGACUUGGAUCUGUUCAUGCCAUUACCACAAACGGGCGUCGUCUCAGUUCGACCUAUAGCAUCAUCAAAGGGAAUGAAGAUGACAUUUUCGCCAUCGAUUCGAACAAUGGAGAGAUAAUUUUAGCCAAAGAUCUUAAAAUUACCGAUCGAGAAUGGCAACCGAAAUAUUAUCUCGGAGUUAUGUCGAAAGCGAAGGAAAAUCCCCUCAUGUAUGCCUAUUGUGACGUUGAAGUAACUUUUGCGCAAAUGAAUGUUCGACCUCCGAUGUUGACCCAGAAGGAAUAUCUCGCUUUUAUUUCCGAAGGACGUCUCAAGGGGACUUUUGUAGCAAAAGUUUCAGCUGCAAGUGAAAAUGAACAUCGUCAGUUGUUGUAUCACAUUGUCGAUGGAAACCAUGAUAAUGCAUUCGUAAUUGAGCCAGCCUAUAGCGGAGUUGUGAGAACGAAUAUUGUGUUGGAUAGGGAGAUUAGAGAACAGUACACGUUGAAAAUUAUUGCCACAGAUGUGAAUUAUCCGCAAUUAACGACGACGGGAAGUUUGUUGGUGCGCGUUUUGGAUGUCAAUGACAAUCAACCGACGUUCCCGCCGAAUAAUUUUGUCACGAUUCCGGAAGAUACAACUGUUGGUUCAUCCGUAGCUCAAAUAACGGCAAACGAUGUCGACACAAGCCCAAUUUUGACGUACAGCUUCAAAGAAUCAAGUUUAUCCACGGAAAUGUCUUCCAUCUUCGGCAUUAAUCGCUUCAACGGCAAAAUUAUCCUGAAAAAGAAACUCGAUUACGAGAAACAUCGCGACUACAAACUCCAAAUUGUCGUCUCUGACAAGAAUUACUCGGCGGAAACGGGAGUGUCGAUUCAAGUCACUGACGCCAAUGACAAUGCACCGUCGUUCGAAAAGACAAUUUACCAAAGUACUGUUUCAACUCAUUCAAUUUCGCCAACAAUCCUCACAGAAACUGUUCGCGUAAGUGCAACUGACGCCGAUUCCGGAAAAAAUGCUGAAAUUUCUUACAAACUUGUGAGAUCUCAAUCUGGAUUUACCGUCGAUUCAAGCACGGGACGACUUUUGGCGAAUUUAACUCAAAUCAUGGCAUCAAAUCCAACAAAAAUGUACCGCGAUUUUGACUUGCUUGUAUCAGCUACGGAUCGAGGAGUGCCAAGUCUUCGUUCAAUUGUUCCCGUUCGAGUUCACAUUUUGAACGAUCAUCAACAGCGAAACGCCUUUUUCCAAUCGCAAUAUCGCGCAAAAGUUGCUGAAGAUGCCCCAAUUGGGACAAAAAUCCUGAAUCUCGUCAAUAAUGUCGAAGACAAACGAAGUUUGGCGCAAGGAAUUAACCUCGAAAUCGUUUCUGGCAACGAAAAUCUCGUCUUUGACGUUUUAAUGCCUGAUUUGGUGAUCAUUCUUGUCAAACCCUUGGAUCGGGAGACACGCGAAACGUACCAAUUGGAGCUUUUGAUGACAGAAAAGGAACUUACCGCAUCAAAUGUGAACGAAAAUUCAACAAUUUCAGUUACAAUUAACGUUGACGACGUAAAUGACAAUGUCCCAAAGUUCAUUUCGACCGUAGAUCGAGCAGUUAUUAACGAAUCUGUCGCUUUGAGACACGUAAUUGCUCGCGUGGAAGCCAUCGACGACGACGCAAGCAACUCUGAGAACUCUGAAGUUGUUUACAGCAUCAUUUCUGGCAACGACGAGCAACUUUUCACGAUAGAUUUGAUCUCCGGGCAAAUUUCCGUUAACAAUCGACUCGAUUUUGACAAACAUCCGGAGCCAUAUUCGCUCGUCAUUCAAGCUUGUGACAGCGGAUUGAUGCCAAAAUGCGCCGUGAAGCCAUUUAUUGUUGAAUUACUCGAUUCGAACGAUAAUUCACCGAAAUUCCCGUUACUUGAGUACUUUACGAUGAUCGGCGAGAACGAACCAAUUGGCACAACAAUCGCUUCUAUUAAGGCAAUCGAUGCAGAUGCGGGUAAAUUUGGCGAAUUAACAUACGCGUUAUCGCCAUUGAACGAUUUUUCCGACAUUGACGAGUCUUGGAAGGGAUUUAGCGUUGACUCUGCAUCAGGAACGAUCUUUUCGCAACAAAUUUUCGACUACGAAACGAAAUCUCGUUACAGUUUCUUGCUCGCAGCAACAGAUUCGGGCGGAAAAUCGACAACUACCAAAAUUCACGUCUUAAUUGAGAGCCGAGAUGAGUUUGUGCCGCAGUUUACGGAGAAAUCUUAUCAUUUUGUGCUUCGACCCAGUCCGAAAGGGAAGUAUUUCGCUCCCGCAGAUCACAUUGUGGGCUAUAUAAAAGCAACAGAUAAGGAUUUGGGGAUGGAUGGCAGGAUAAUUUAUCAACUUACGACACAAAAUCCGUAUUUCAAGGUGAAUUUCACGACGGGAGCCAUCAUGACAAAGCAAAAAAUCGAUCAUAUCGGUCCGAAAGACGUUUCGUUAGUAGCUACUGCCAGCUCGGGGCGUCAAGGAUCCUUGUCUAACAUGACAGUAGUUGAAAUUUUGAUCGAUUCGAAUGCUAUCGGGACUGCUGGAGACAUGAUACGAGAAGAUACCGCUGAAUCUGGAAGUUGGGUCAUUGGAUUACUCAUCACUUUGUUGCUGUUUUUGACAGUUUUCGCGACAGCUUUCUUCUUUUUGCAUUGGAGGAAGCGCGGAUUGAAGCAUGUGUCGAAGCCACGGUUGAAUUCGGAGAAUAAUACGGUAAAUACGAACAGUUAUGUCGAUCCAAGUACCUUUGAUACGAUCCCGAUUCGAGGAAGUGAUGCAACACAAAGUACCAAUAGUGGCUUUGCACCCCCGCGAUACGAUGAAAUUCCGCCCUAUGGACUUCAUACGGGAAGUUCUAAUUCGGGGGCAGCGACAACUUCGGAUUUGUCGACGUCGCAAAGUGGUUCGAGUGGUAGAGGAAGUGCCGAAGACGAUGGCGAAGAUGAGGAAAUUCGAAUGAUUAAUGAAGGUCCGUUGCAAAGAGAAGCUCUUCACACGGGUUCGAGACUUUCAGAUGUUUCCGUUCAUAAUAGUCACAAUAGUCAACAGGAAUAUUUCGCACGUCUUGGGGCUUCGCAUCGAUCGACAAGCUCCUCAACGCGUCACACGGGAGGUCCUUUGCAAAUUUCCGAUCAUCAUCAUCCGAUGCCCAUCGAAGAAAUGCAAAUGUACGAAGACGACAACGACGAAGUCGACAUCACAAACCUCAUUUAUGCCAAAUUGAACGAUCUCCCGAUCCAUCCGAAUCACGAUUUGACGUCGUCGCACCAUCAUCAAGACCAAGAAGACAUGACCAGCAACUACAAUUGGGAUUAUUUGCUCGAUUGGGGUCCGCAAUAUCAACCGUUAGCUCAUGUUUUCUCCGAAAUUGCACGUUUAAAAGACGACAGCGUGUCGAUGCGAAGCGGACAAAGUGUCGCCAGUAGUAUUCGCAGCAAAAAUUCCCUGCAUCACACGAUGAAACACUUGCCGCCUCCUCUGAUAACGAAUGUCGCGCCGCGACUUGUGCCCGUUUUGUCGUCAAGAAGUCGGGGAAGCAGCAAACAUCAUUAUCCGCCUGUAACGAAUAGACCGAUUUUUAAUCAUCAUGGAAAUGGGGCAGGAAGCGGCGGAUUUUCAACACCGAGUCCCAUGCCGCCGAGCUUCACAAAUAAUCUGAUACCGUCGUUAAGCACGCAUACGCUCGAUUCGUCGGGAAAUGACGUCGCUUCGGUUCAUAGUCUAAGGAAAAGUUAG
Culicoides brevitarsis is the source of this 10092-nucleotide messenger RNA. It is a transcript of the gene ds, whose product is annotated as protein dachsous. Lineage: Eukaryota; Metazoa; Arthropoda; Insecta; Diptera; Ceratopogonidae. Gene Ontology annotation, molecular function: calcium ion binding; cadherin binding. The coding region runs from base 1 to 10092 and encodes 3363 amino acids. Gene Ontology annotation, cellular component: plasma membrane; catenin complex. The transcript is spliced from 4 exons. The record is from RefSeq and is a predicted model, not a curated record. Gene Ontology annotation, biological process: homophilic cell-cell adhesion.